AUGGGGCAAUUCUUUAAAGCCACAAACGAGCCACUUUUUAAUUCAAAUGCACAAUCUUCACUCAAAAAGAUUGUUACACAAAAUUCGAAGCAUCGUCACCUUACCACUCAAAAAAUUCAAGAAUUAUAG
Molecule: messenger RNA, 129 nt
Organism: Funneliformis geosporum
Lineage: Eukaryota; Fungi; Glomeromycota; Glomeromycetes; Glomerales; Glomeraceae
Source: the annotation of a GenBank genome assembly